UCUCACCCACCAGGGACUUAGACAACACUCCAGCAAUGAGCAGCCCUGACGGUGGAUACGCCAGUGACGAUCAGAUCCAAGCCAAGUGCACAACGCAGAUCAUGAUGCCAGGACUUGGUCAGUGCCAAUGGGCUGAGCCUCUGAGCUCUCUCACAGAGGGAAAACUCAAAAGUGAAUCGGGAUCUGUCAACCAUGGCAGCAGGGGCAAAGCAGAGACUCGGAUCCGCCGCCCUAUGAAUGCUUUCAUGGUAUGGGCAAAAGAUGAGCGCAAGAGACUGGCCCAACAGAAUCCGGACCUCCACAACGCGGAACUCAGCAAAAUGCUAGGGAAAUCCUGGAAAUCGCUGACACUGGCAGAAAAGCGCCCUUUUGUGGAAGAAGCCGAGAGGCUGAGGGUGCAGCACAUGCAGGACCACCCUAACUACAAGUACAGACCCAGGAGAAGGAAGCAAGUGAAAAGGAUGAAGAGGGCAGAUAACGGUUUCCUCCACAUGUCUGAGCAGCCAGAUACCGGACUGAUAGGCAGUGAUGGCAGAAUGUGUCUGGAGAACUUCAGCCUCGGCUAUCCCGAGCAAGCUUAUCAUCAGCUGCCCCAGACCAGCCACUACAGGGAGCAUCACCCAGCCAUGACUUCCCACUAUGACAGCUACAGUUUGCCAACUCCUGAAACAUCUCCUCUGGACAUUGUCGAGACUGAUCCUGUCUUUUUUACUUCUGCAUCACAAGAAGAGUGUCAAAUGAUGCCCUACAGUUACAGUGGCACCUACACAUCUCAUCAGCAGAGUCUUGCCAGUAUGCAAGCCAGGCAGUUGCCACAAGCUGAACAGAUCAGUCAGACCAGCCCCACACCAAGCAUGGUGGGAUGUCAGACCUCGCCCCCAUUGUACUAUGGACAGAUGUGCUUACCGAAUUCUGCCAGACACCACCAAGUGGCACACACUGGGCAACCAUCCCCACCCCCUGAAACCCAGCACAUGGGCUCUGUAGAGCAUAUGCAACAAGGCGAGUUGCUGGGUGACGUUGACAGGACUGAAUUUGAGCAAUACCUGAGCUAUAUGAGCAAGUCAGAUGUAGGAAUGCAUUACCAUGGGCAAGAAUCAAUGGUGCCCACUCCAGAUAAUGGCCUCAUUUCCUCCGUAUUGUCAGAUGCCAGUACUGCUGUUUAUUACUGCAACUAUUCCAAUGUUUGAGAGACUUCAUUCUAAUUUCCCAUUUGCAGUAUUUAGAUAAACUUUUCAGUAUUUGGAAACAUUCUUUUAAAGUCGUUUAAGGCUUCAUUGUAUGGAAACGAUUUGUAAAUAUUACCAUGUUCUCUUAAUUUAUGUAAUUUAUUACAUAUGAGUUGGAUAAUAUUAUCCCAAAUGUCCCCAUCUCUUUUAAAGCAUCAUCACAACGAGUUAAAAUAGGACAUUUGAUUGCUUCAACAUAUUCAUUGAAUACAAUGUGAAAUAAUUGAUUAAUUUUGUGUACAUGUACACAGCUUUUGUAUGAAAUGCAGAUGUAUUUUUUUAAUAUUUUACAGUGUUUUUUAAAUUUUGCACUUUUACUAAUAAAAUAGACAAAAUACA
Bombina bombina (fire-bellied toad) is the source of this 1568-nucleotide messenger RNA. Its product is annotated as transcription factor Sox-17-alpha-like. Gene Ontology annotation, biological process: anatomical structure morphogenesis; heart development; vasculogenesis. The record is from RefSeq and is a predicted model, not a curated record. The coding region runs from base 36 to 1190 and encodes 384 amino acids. Gene Ontology annotation, molecular function: RNA polymerase II cis-regulatory region sequence-specific DNA binding; DNA-binding transcription activator activity, RNA polymerase II-specific. The transcript has 2 exons. NCBI's taxonomy places the organism in Eukaryota, Metazoa, Chordata, Amphibia, Anura, Bombinatoridae.